CAGAGUAGCCAAAACCGCUGCUAAACCCCAGAAGGUUGAGAAUUGAGAGAGACUAUGUUUCGGAGCCGAGUGAUCGCGUUGUUUGUGAAGAAGAAUAGCAAGGCUCUCUACAACGUGAGGGCAUCUAGGGUUUCCAAUGAGGAGGCUACCUACCGCCUAUUCUCUACUGGGCUCACAAGGAAAUGCUCCCCAUCUUUCUCCAAGUUUCAGGGUAGCUAUGCAUCAUCUAUAAGGAAUAUGUCCACUGUGGCUUCUGUAGGCAUCAAAGAUAAGGAGGGAUUGAAGUUUCUUGUAAACGGAGGACCUCGUGCUCAGAAAUUGAUUGGCAUUUGGCUUUUUGGCUCUGCUGCAUGGGUGUUUAGCAUGGUGAUACUUGGAGGUGCUACACGACUAACCCGAUCUGGUCUUUCAAUGACUGAUUGGAAAUUUACUGGGGGGCUUCCGCCUCUCUCCGAUGAAGACUGGUUGAUUGAGUUCGAGAAGUACAAGCAAUCCCCUGAAUAUAAGCGUGUAAAUAAAGGGAUGAGUAUUGAAGACUUCAAAUUUAUCUACUGGAUGGAAUAUGCACAUCGUAUGUGGGGAAGGGCAUUGGGUAUUAUGUUCGCUUUGCCAUUCUCAUAUUUUCUUCGUAAGGGGUACAUUACCUUACAACUUGGACUGAGACUUUCUACUCUUCUUGCCCUUGGUGCUGGGCAGGGUCUAAUUGGUUGGUGGAUGGUUAAAAGUGGUUUAGAGGAGCCAGCAUCUGAGUAUGCUCAGCCAAGAGUAAGCCCUUACCGAUUAGCAGCUCACCUUACUUCAGCCUUUGCUAUAUACUGUGGCCUUUUGUGGACUGGUCUUUCUGUUGUCAUGCCUGAACCACCUGCUGAAUCUGUAGCCUGGGUUCAUGGUGCUGCAAAAGUGAAGAGACUUGCUCUUCCUGUAAGCUUACUGGUUGGGCUUACUGCUAUCUCAGGAGCAUUUGUUGCCGGGAAUGAUGCUGGACAUGCUUAUAAUACUUUUCCCAAGAUGGGCGACAGAUGGAUCCCAGAGGAUGUUUUUGACAUGAAGCCACUAAUCCGGAACUUCUUUGAGAAUACAUCUACUGUGCAGCUUGACCACCGUAUCCUUGCAACUGCAACUUUAUUUUCAAUUGUCGCUUUGUGGUGGUCAACAAGGAAGUUUGACAUACACCCUGCAGUUCGAUCGUUGAUUGGAACUACUGUUGGCAUGGCUGGCCUUCAGGUCACACUGGGGAUAUCUACACUUCUGUCGUAUGUGCCUGUUGAGCUUGGCACUGCACAUCAAGCUGGGGCAUUGACUCUCUUCACACUUAUGAUCCUUCUCAAUCACAUUGUGAGGAAGCCAUCACCAUCCCUUCUUAAAUCUCUACCUCAAGUAGCAAAGACAAUAUAAAUGACAACAUUAUACAAUUUUCAAUUUUUGUAACAAGCACUACACAUUUUAAUUGUAAGAAAUAAAAUAUUUAAUUAUUAAUAAGUUCUUCUGUUAUAGAUAAA
Messenger RNA from Rosa chinensis, 1499 nucleotides. RefSeq names its product cytochrome c oxidase assembly protein COX15. The record is from RefSeq and is a predicted model, not a curated record. The transcript is spliced from 7 exons. Gene Ontology annotation, cellular component: mitochondrial inner membrane. The coding region runs from base 55 to 1395 and encodes 446 amino acids. NCBI's taxonomy places the organism in Eukaryota, Viridiplantae, Streptophyta, Magnoliopsida, Rosales, Rosaceae. Gene Ontology annotation, biological process: heme A biosynthetic process. Gene Ontology annotation, molecular function: oxidoreductase activity, acting on NAD(P)H, heme protein as acceptor.